Molecule: messenger RNA, 2917 nt
Organism: Phyllotreta striolata
Lineage: Eukaryota; Metazoa; Arthropoda; Insecta; Coleoptera; Chrysomelidae
Source: the annotation of a GenBank genome assembly
UUCGUCUCCAACCAUCAACCACAUGACAUAAAAAAAUCGCAAUCACAAAUUACAUAUGACAGUGCAAGUUGAUAGUGUGUAGUUAACGGCGCGAUAUAUUAAAUGAUCGUUAUCUCGAUCGGCUGAAAUCAUCACCGCGAAUUGUCAGUGGAAAUUGCUCGAGCCCCGAUUCAACCUGACUUGUUUCGUUACCAGUUGACAUAACCUCUCACAACCCAUCAAGAUGAAUCCCGAAGAUUACGAAACGCUUCCGACCGAUAAUGUAACAACACAUAUGAUCGCUGGCGCUAUAGCUGGCAUAAUGGAGCACUGCGUCAUGUACCCCUUGGAUUCCGUCAAGACCAGGAUGCAGUCGCUGGCGGCCUCCGGGUCGGAGGGAAUCGGCGAGACUCUGAUUAGAAUGGUGCGACACGAGGGGCUGUUCAGACCCGUGAGGGGGAUGUCGGCGAUGGUCGUGGGGGCUGGACCUUCGCACGCUCUGUAUUUCAGCAGCUACGAGUUUUUAAAAGAGAAUCUAAAGAGCUUUUUCAAUUCGCCUAAAUGCGAUACGUUAGCCUUUGGAGCAUCCGGAUGUAUAGCAACCUUGAUCCAUGAUGGAUUCAUGAACCCCGCAGAAGUUGUGAAACAACGUAUGCAAAUGACGAACUCCCCUUACACCUCGGCACUGAGAUGUGCCGUAAGCAUAUACCAAAAGGAAGGAUUCAAGGCGUUCUACAGAUCCUACACGACGCAAUUGACAAUGAAUGUACCGUUUCAAAGCAUCCAUUUUGUAGUGUACGAAUUAUCCCAAAAAGUGAUUAACAAGGACAAAGUGUACAAUCCCAAGGCGCACAUGGUCAGCGGAGGCCUGGCGGGCGGCAUAGCGGCCGCCAUCACCACUCCUUUGGACGUUUGUAAAACGCUGUUGAACACCCAACAAUCCACCGAUGCGAAGGGCAUGGUCGAUGCAGUGAAGACCGUUUACAGAUUGAAAGGGCUAUCUGGUUAUUUCAGAGGUAUGCAAGCCAGAGUGAUGUAUCAAAUGCCGGCGACGGCGAUCUGUUGGUCGACGUACGAGUUCUUCAAAUACGCAUUAGGGACGUCGUUGGACAUAAGAGUAAUAGGAGUGUCGAGUGCCAGCAGCAAUACGAUGGAUUCGAACGGUCCGGAUGCGGAGCAAUUGACGGAGAACGACGGGAUGAGGACGGAGAAGUUCAAUUUGAAGGCUCGCGAAUUGCCCGCGAUGUCGGGGGCCGGUCUGUACGGGUCGAUAUCGUUCAAUACGAUGCACAAAGCCGAUUUCCAACAGAAAGACUCGUUUAUCGAUAUAGCUCAUACAUAGUAUUGCUUUUUGAUAUGCAUUAUCUUUCUAAUACGAAUUAUCCCGAAGUUUUUGUUAUUUCCUUCACGAAUACCGCCAGUGAAAGUUUCCAUACGCAUUAAAAACAACACGAACAAUAGUAAUAUCAUUCGUAAUUAAAAACCCGAUGCAUCGUAAUGUACAUAAUGAGUGUUGUUAUCGGUCAUUCCAAUCACAUUCUAAGAAACUAUAAAACGAUCGAAGCGAAUGUAUUUUUAACAUGAAGUAAUGAAACAUAUUUAACCAGUAGAUCAUUUAUUUAAAAUGUGCAUUUGGUAACAAACCGCUGGUUUUUACAUGUCUUAUCUCCUUGGGAUUAAUGAACUCAAUGAAUUCAGGAUGACUCGUCGUUAUUGCACUGUAACAGUGCAUUAUUUUUGUUUAAAAAAAUCGAAACAGGAGUAAAUAAUGUGUACAAUAUACAAACAUACACUUUUAAAUAUCUUCAAUAUUAUUUAUAAUCUCAAACUGGGAUUUACUUCAAUUAUCGAAAACAAUGCGUUACUGUUGAUUAUAAGUAAGAAUUAAUGAAUUGUUAUUAAUUUGAACUGUUUGUUUUUGCUAAUGUCACUCACGUCUUUAGCGAAAAUGGUAUAGUAUUGAAAAUUGCGUAUUUAUUAAAAAAUCACGUUUCAAUUGGAUGUUUACAGAUUACUAGCGUAUUUUUAGUACUAUACAUUUUAUAUUUUAUUCAAAUAUACAUGUUUUACGAUUUAUUAGUUCCCUUUAUAUCCACAAAAUUGAGUACUCGACUCUUGCUAAUAGAUCCGUACAAACAACGUACUUGCGAGAUUUUAAUAAUUUUUCUUAAUAAUUAUUUUUACACAUAGAACUCAAAAGCUACAACAUGUAGAUUCCCAGAAUCAGUUUAAAAUAUUCUACAUAAAAUCUAGCAAGAGAAUUCGAAACUGUACAUACUACAUUUUUAUCAGAUUUUUAUUUCAAACUGACUCUGAAGAAUCGAUUUUUAACUUGUAACUAUUUUUUUUACUUUAAAUUGGGAUUCUCAAAUCGCCUGUUCGAUUAACAAUAACACACUCAUUCGAAGGUUUAAGAGCCGAUUUGCGAAUUCCGAUGUUUGGUAGAUAUUUCGACACGACUUAGUAACGCUUGUCAAGCUGUGAUAAAGUCCUUAUCAACGUUAUAGGUAUGAUAUUGACUUCGUUCAGAUGGGAGUACUAUCAUAUUGUUUUUAUGUUUUUUAUUUAAAAGAGAAAAUAGAUGUGUAGUCUCCAUCUAUUGUGAUAAGAGACCUUGUCACUACGUAAACAUGAAAUGUUAAUUCGUAUUGUUAAAAGAAAAAUUGAAUAAAGUGUUAACAUUUUGGGGCGUUUAGUUUAUUUACAUGAGCUUUUAAAUAUUUGGGCAUAAGUCAAUUUGACUUGUUAUGUACUGUGUCCAAAUUCUAGAACACUAUUAUAGGGAUCUUUUGGGUACAAGUUAAUUGGAUUUAUAGAUUGUACCAUUAUGUUCGACUAUUUUUGGAGGCGUUUAGUUUAUUUACACAAGCUUUUAUGCUUUUGGGCAUAUGUCAAUUCGACUUGUUACUUUGUCCAAAUUCUAUAACUAGUCAUAUUU